GGAAGGAAGAAAGAGAGAGAGAGAGAGGAUUCUGGCUACAUAUUCGAAGAGGAAGGGGUUGCAGCAGCAUUGGUGUGAUGUUAGGAUCCUAGCUUUCCUGUGGGUCAUGUCUACAGCUGAAACUUUUGGGCUCCCUGGGCUCUACCUGUUCCUAAUGGCAGUGCUGUUUCCUGAGACUGUGGAUUCUUCUUGCUGCUAUCAGGCAAAGGACAAUUCAAUGUGUCGGGAAAUGUGUAUACAGAUAUUGGCCUCAAAAAGUGAGUCUCAACAGAAGCAUUUACUACAGAGGGCACCAGAGUACUGUCCUUCAUCUAUGACAGAUGUUUGGAACUGUAUGAAUUCUUCUUUACCAGGUGCCACUAAAAAGUCUGAUGGAUGGGUUGGUCUUGGUUGCUGUGAAUUGGCAAUAGCAGCAGAGUGCCGACGAUCUUGCAAACAGGCAUCUUCAACAAAUGACAUUUUAAAAACCUGCAAGAAACAACAUGAGAGUGCACUUAUUAGCUGUGUCAAUAGGAAUGAAAUGGGAUCUGUAUGCUGCAGCUAUGCUGGUCGGCAUACCAACUGCCGGGAGUAUUGUCAAGCUAUAUUUCGCACAGAUUCAUCACCAGGACCAUCACAAAUCAAAGCAGUGGAGAACUUCUGUGCUUCCACUAGCCCUCAGUUAGUUCAGUGUGUGAACAACUACACGCAGUCUUAUCCAAUGAGGAACCCUGUUGACAGUCUGUACUGCUGUGACAGAGCUGAGGAUCAUGCUUGUCAAACAGCUUGCAAAAGAAUUCUAAUGACUAAAAGAACUGAGAUUGAGAUUGUUGAUAACUUAAUUGCAGCUUGUAAAACCAUGCCUUUGCCUCAGGAUCCACUCUGGCAAUGCUUUCUAGAAAGUUCAGUUCAUCCUGGGGUCACAAUUGCUCCUCCACCUUCUACAGGAGUUGAUGGAGCUAAACUGCAUUGUUGUUCAAAAGCAAAUUCAUCGAAAUGUAGGGAAUUGUGUACAAAAUUAUACAGUACCAGCUGGGGAAAUACUCAAAACUGGCAAAAGUUUGAUAAUGAAUGUGAAUACAACCCUUCAGAGUCUUCAAUGCUAACAUGCCUAGCGGACGUAAGAGAACCGUGUCAACUGGGAUGUCGGAACCUUACUUACUGUACCAACUUUAAUAAUCGGCCGAUUGAACUAUUUAGGAGCUGCAAUGCACAAUCAGACCAGGGAGCAAUGAAUGACAUGAAGCUGUGGGAGAAAGGUAGCAUCAAGAUGCCUUUUAUGAACAUUCCAGUUCUAGAUAUUCGAAAGUGUCAUCCUGAAAUGUGGAAGGCAAUCGCUUGUUCUUUGCAGAUCAAACCUUGUCAUGGUAGAUCUCGGGGCAGCAUAGUUUGCAAAGCAGAUUGUGUGGAAAUACUAAAAAAGUGUGGAGAUCACAGCAAAUUUCCUGAAGGCCACACUGCUGAAAGCAUAUGUGAAAUGCUGUCUUCCACUGAUGACACAGAGGACUGUAUUCCUUUGGAAACGUAUCUUCGAUCAAGUUCACUGGAUAAUGAGGUAGAGGAUGUUACACAUCCAUGCAACCCAAACCCGUGUCCAAUGAAUCAUUUGUGUGAGGUGAACAGAAAAGAAUGUAUUCCUGGAGAACCAUGCCUUCCAUAUUCCUGUGCUCAAGGCUGCAAACUGGGAGAAGCAUCUGACUUUCUUGUACGGCAGGGAACUCUCAUUCAAGUACCGUCAGGAGAAGUAGGCUGUUAUAAAGUAUGUACUUGUGGGCAAAGUGGAACUCUUGAAAACUGCAUGGAACUGAAUUGUGUCGACCUACAGAAGUCGUGCAUUGUUGGAGGACAGAGCAAAAAUCAUGGGACAUCUUUCAAAGUUGACUGCAAUAUUUGUUCGUGUGUUGCUGGGACAGUGCGAUGUUCCAAUCGCCAGUGUUUGAAUGAACUCAGCUCUGAAGAUGAUCGUAGUAUGUUUACUGGAUUACCCUGUAAUUGCGCUGAUAAAUUUGUUCCUGUUUGUGGUCAAAAUGGACGUUCCUAUCCCAGUGCCUGCAUCGCACGAUGUGUUGGUUUACUUGAUUACCAAUUUGAAUUUGGGCUGUGUUCUUCAAAGGAUCCAUGUAAUCCCAACCCCUGUGUUAAGAGUCAGAGAUGCGUUACAAGAAGACAGGUCUGCCUUACUAGCGUUGAGAAGUUUGAAUGCCGCCAAUAUGAAUGCAUCCCACGUCAAACUAAAUGUGACCAUUUGCGAGACCCAGUAUGUGACAGUGACAAUAUGGAACAUCCCAACAUUUGCACUUUGUAUCAAAGAGGAAAACGGCUAUCAUAUAAGGGGUCAUGCCAGCAUUUCUGCAACUCUGCUGAACCAGUCUGUGGACACAAUGGCGAAACAUACAGAAAUGUAUGCAGUGCCUUUUAUGAUCGGGUGGCUGUGGAUUACUUUGGACGAUGUCAAGAUGUGGGAAUAUUUUCAGACCACAAUUUUCAUACUGAGUGUUCUUCAGUACAGUGUCCCCCGAUUCCUAAAUUUGGCUGUAAGCCAAUAAUACCUCCUGGAGCGUGCUGUCCAUUGUGUUCUGGUGUUUUAAGAAUUUUAUACGACAAAGAAAAACUAGAUACCUUUGCUAAGAUAAAGAAAAUGCCAAUCACAGUCAUGGACAUCUUGCAGAAAAUAAGGCCUCACAUAUCUGUACCCCAGUGUGAUGUAUUCGGAUACCUCAGCGUGGAAUCAGAGCUAGUGAUCCUUGUUGUACCAGUUGAUGUUCAUCCUAAAGCAAUACAGAUUGAAGCCUGCAAUAAAGAAGCUGAGAAGAUAAAUUCUCUUAUAAACUCAGACAGUCCAACUCUUGCAUCCCAGGUGCCAUUGUCAGGGCUCAUAACAUCUGAAGUUUUUAUUUCAUCAAGUGUAAAUUCAGACUGUACAAAAAAUAUUUCAGAUGUGUUAUAUUUAUGUUCAUGUCUCUUGCUUAAUAUUUUAUAUAUGUUCUGCCAUCUAUGAUAUGGUUUUAUUUCAAUCAGUUGUAUUGCUUUAAAAAAAAUGGUAUUACCUGAGAUAAUCAAGAUAAUUUUAUAAGAAAAAUGUAAACUUUUUAAAUAUUUGUUUUUCUUUUUUGUGUUCCCAAAUAUAUUCAAUGACAUUUCAGAUCA
Messenger RNA from Rana temporaria (common frog), 3126 nucleotides. It is a transcript of the gene RECK, whose product is annotated as reversion inducing cysteine rich protein with kazal motifs. Gene Ontology annotation, biological process: extracellular matrix organization; blood vessel maturation; sprouting angiogenesis. Bases 107 to 2977 code for a protein of 956 amino acids. The record is from RefSeq and is a predicted model, not a curated record. Gene Ontology annotation, cellular component: plasma membrane. Gene Ontology annotation, molecular function: protein binding; metalloendopeptidase inhibitor activity. The transcript is spliced from 21 exons. NCBI's taxonomy places the organism in Eukaryota, Metazoa, Chordata, Amphibia, Anura, Ranidae.